AUGCAGAAAUUACGUGUUUUGCGGGUUUAUAAAGAACACCCGGUUCCCUCGAUGACCUCAAACGUGGCCACGAUGCAAGCAUUGCUGUUCUUGGUGCUCUCCAGUUCAUCCAUACUUUGCGCGGUUUCCCGCCAUGGUUCAACCGAUUAUCGAGAAAGAAUCGUCUCGAAGUCAGCUAGAUUUCCGGGACUCGUAGGAUCCAGGAUUAUCGGAGGGGAGUCGGCCUCCAUAGAGGAAUAUCCAUUUGUGGUUUCGUUGCAGAACAAUGGAACGUUUUUCGGUCACCAAGUCGAGCAUUUCUGCGGCGGUGGUAUCGUCGGGGAAAAGUGGAUAAUAACAUCGGCGCAGUGCGCUCUCAGCGUACAAGCGAAGCCGUUCCACGUGAGGGCGGGCACGUCGCGUUAUUACGAGGGCGGUGACAAUUAUGGUGUCCAAAGCGUCGCGAUUCAUCCCGCCUUUAACGCAAUUAAUUACGACUACGACGUCGGCCUCGUUGAGCUCUCCGACAGGAUAACGUACGACAACACGAAACAACCCAUCAAAUUGCCUAAAACGCAUUCGAUGAUAGACGACGAUUCCCUGGUUCUGGUUCUCGGCUGGGGUGCAUCCAGGUUAUUAGGUCCAAUCUCGAACGAACUUUUAUACACCACGAUGCGGAAAAUUAAUAACCGGGAUUGCGAGGAAGCAAGCGAUGGUGACUUAUUAACAAACAGGAUGUUUUGCGCCUUAUCGGACACCUAUGCUAGACCCUGCAUCGGGGAUUCCGGAUCGCCUCUUAUUUUUCAGGGCGCGUUAUUCGGUAUUACCUCUUGGAGUCGAUCUUGUGAAUGGCAGUAUCCAACCGUUUUCACAGCCAUAGCGGAAGUGAAAGAUUGGAUUACCAAUGUAACCGGUACACUUUGAUUCCUUAUUUGAGGAUUAUCG
This is a messenger RNA of Apis laboriosa (Himalayan honeybee), 924 nucleotides long. Its product is annotated as trypsin-7-like. The record is from RefSeq and is a predicted model, not a curated record. NCBI's taxonomy places the organism in Eukaryota, Metazoa, Arthropoda, Insecta, Hymenoptera, Apidae. Bases 1 to 903 code for a protein of 300 amino acids. The transcript is spliced from 7 exons. Gene Ontology annotation, molecular function: serine-type endopeptidase activity. Gene Ontology annotation, biological process: proteolysis.